AGAGUUCCUCAGAUGUUCUUCAUGUGUUCUUGUACGCUUGCGCAGUAGUAAAAAACAUGGUAGAAGGGGUAGAAAAUCAGUGGUGGGGAGCCCGAAAGCAUUGAAGCAACUGAGGAACUCUCUUCUCAGUCCGACUAUAUACAGUAGUUCACUGGAGUUUACUUCGGUGUGCGAAUGCGAAUAAUUUUUAAUUGAUUUUAAUUUACAUGAAUCCUUAAACGUGUCGUUUUUGUGUUAAAGAAAAAGUGAAUGUUAUUGUCUAUACUUAGUGAAAUUAAGUAUUGGCAUGCUAAUAUAAUUUAUUAAACACAUUAAAAAUUGGACAAUUGAUUUACUCUUACUUAAUAUCAAAACGAUGCUCAAUACGAUGAGUGUGAGUUACUUCGAAUUGACUAUUUAUUUUACAACUUGAUGGUUAAUAUGAUAAAUAACGAAGCUUAUGAAAGUUGAUAAAAGUGUUUGUAAUUAGUGUAUAGUUAAUAUAAUUAUUAAAUUAUAAAACAUUGUUUGCGAAAAUAUAUGUAUUAAUAAUAAUCGGUGCAUUCUGUCAAUAACUACCGACCAUUUUGUUUAUGCACGGGAACACGCCUCGUUCCAAAAACAUGGAUCUAUGCUUUAUUUCUGAUUCAACGUGUGUACAUACAAUCUAUGAGGUAUUUCCCGGUUCAAGUGAUGUAGUGCAAAAUAGUGAUAUGUACAUGAAAUAAAAACUUACAUUACAUCUUAUGGAAAAUAUCUAUUAUUUUCAGCAUUGAGUGUCAUGACUGUUAAAUUUUAAUUUUGAAAUGUGCAAUAUUAAAUUUUAUCAUUGUUAUCCACGCGAUUGACAAUAUUUAUUGGAUCAUCGAGACUUGAAGUAUCUUCGCAGUUCAGCUGUUUUCAAAUUAUCAAAAAGUAAAUCAACCAUUAAAAGAUGGUUAGCAAUAAUACCGGGAGAACUCCCAGAAUUCAGGUCUUUAGACCGACCUACGAAGAAUUCAAGGAUUUUUCGAAAUAUGUUGAAUACAUGGAGAGUAAAGGAGCUCAUAAAGCAGGUCUGGCCAAAGUUAUCCCACCACCUGAAUGGGUACCAAGAAAAGGUGGUUAUAACAUUGACUCAAUUGACCUUACGAUACCUGCUCCUAUCUGUCAGGUUGUUACCGGCAAACAAGGGUUGUAUCAACAAAUAAACAUUCAGAAAAAGUCAAUGACUAUUAAAGAAUACGAGAAGUUAGCUAAUUCUGAAAGAUAUGCUACCCCUCGACACUUUGACUAUGAAGAUUUAGAACGCAAAUAUUGGAAAAAUAUUACUUAUGUUGCUCCGAUUUAUGGAGCUGACGUCUCAGGAUCUCUCACUGAUCCAGACGUUAAAGAAUGGAAUAUAAAUCAUUUAGGAACGAUUUUAGAUUAUGUUAAUAAAGAUUAUGGAAUAUCGAUAGAUGGUGUAAAUACUGCUUAUCUUUAUUUUGGAAUGUGGAAAACAACUUUUGCAUGGCAUACUGAAGAUAUGGAUCUAUAUUCGAUUAAUUAUUUACAUUUCGGAGCACCGAAAACUUGGUAUGCUAUUCCUCCAGAACACGGAAGGAGACUUGAAAGACUUGCUAGUGGAUUUUUUCCUGGUAGUUAUCAGAGUUGUCAAGCCUUUUUGCGACACAAGAUGUCUUUAAUUUCUCCUCAAAUUCUGCGGCAAUACUCAAUACCUUGUAAUAAGAUUACUCAAGAAGCUGGAGAAAUAAUGAUAACUUUUCCUUAUGGUUACCAUGCUGGUUUUAAUCAUGGUUUUAAUUGUGCUGAAUCAACUAAUUUUGCGGCUCCACGAUGGGUUGAAUACGGUAAAAGAGCCACUCAAUGCACUUGUAGUAAAGAUAUGGUUAAAAUAUCUAUGGAUACAUUUGUUAAGAGAUUCCAGCCAGAACGUUAUGAUUUAUGGAUUCGUGGUGAAGAUAUUGGACCACAUCCCGAAGAUCCACGUCAAACAGCCGCUCCAGCACCAUCUCCAAUGGAUUUGAUGUGUAGCAACAGUGGUAAAUUACCAGAUAGUUACAUAAAUGCACCAAAAAAUAAAAGGCACACAAUUCAUCGUAAGAAGACUCUUGUUGAAUCUAAUCCCGAUGUUAACAUGGAUGAGUUAGUGAAUCGUCCAGAUAUUCCAGCAGAUGUAAAGAAAGUUCUUCAAGAUCUAGAACUUGAAGAAGAACAGCCUGAUGAACAACAAUUAGAGGUUUUGGAAGAUAUUUGGUUAAAAGCAGGAGAAUUAGAAGUGGAAGAAGCAUCUCUUUAUGAUGAUGGUUAUAAUAAGAAGAAAAAUAAAAAACGUAAAAAAAAAUCUUUUCAUUCUCAAGAUAAAGAACGAAGUGGGAUUAAAACGAAAAAAGCUAUACAUACUAAUAUUAAAACCGAACCUGACUCUCAAAAUGCUGAUGUUAAACCUAAAUAUUUAGAUAUUAUAGGUAAUGCUGUACCAUGUCUUGUUCUAGCCAAAAUUAAAGAUUUUGGUGGUAUUAAUGGAUCAACAAGUGAUAAUGAUGGUGCAAAAUCAAAUAAUUCAUCACAAUCAAAGGAAUCAAUUUCAGAUCUAAUGGAAAAUCAAGAGGCACCUACUAAAAAAAGGAAAAAACAUAGUAAACAUCUUAUAGAACAUAAGAAAAAUAAAAAGCCUCACAAGAAAAAGUUAAAAUGUAUUAAUCCAAUAAGGAUGUUUAACACUUCGGAGCCAUUAGAUGUAUCUGAUGCUGACGUUCAGAGAAAAUUGAUGGCCAUGCCUAGUCUCGCUUCACAAAAAUCACAUGUAAAGACUGAACCAACUACCGAUUUUGAUAUUACAACCAACGAAAGUGAUCUCAAUGCAAUUGAUGCACUGAAUAAUGAUAAUAGUAAUAAUAUUGGUAUUUACGAGCAUACUUAUAAUGAUACUAAGAUUAAAACUGAACCGAGUUCUGAACUAACAUUAGAAAAUGAGAAACGAGCUGAUUCUUUUGGAAAUUCAACAUUUUCUUCUACUUUUUCAUCAUCAUCAUCUUCUUCAUCGUCAUCAUCAUCUUUACUAUCAUCACCUCUAAUUAAUUUCACAACAGCAGCUACUCAAGAAAAAGCCACAGAAACAAUUUACUUCAGUUCUCCUCCAGUUAUAAAAACGUUAACAUUAACUUCAGCAAAUAAAGGUAAACCGAUCAUUUCCAAGCCAGCAAAUUACCGUAAAAAUGAUAUUAUUAAAGAGUCUAGAUUAACUCUGUUGAAGAAAUCAGAUAUAAAUGAAGUAAAAAUAUCCAAUCCAUCAGUUCGACAAGAUAAAGAUACUCUGAAAGCUGCUAAUGGUUUAUUAGUUUUACAGCAGAAUUCACGAGUUAUACAGGGUUCUAAUGGUAAUCCUGGAACAAGUAUGGUGUUUGUUCCAACAAGUGCAUUUACACCAAAUACUUUUAAUGCUAGUCCAGAACUUCAACGUACGAUAGAACGAUUAAAAGCAGCCAAUUCUACAAUAACUCCUGAAAAUUCUAAACCAAUUUAUGGAAUUCUUAAUAAAAAUAUGGGUCAGUCAAUUACUCUGAGCUAUGAUAAAACACCAGUAAUUGAAACUAGUUCUUCAGAAAAUUCUAAUACAGCAGGAUCUCAAAUUAUGACCAAACGAAUCUGGCCAGUAGCUAAUACAAAUGCUGUUUAUGUCACAAAUGAUUCUUCAACUGAGCUUAAAGUUCAUCAAUCUAAUACUUUUGGAAAUCCUAGUGGAAUUCAAAUUAAUACAUUGACUCCAAAUUCAUUAUUCCUUAGUGCAACAAAAUCGAAUACAACAUUAAACUCAUCCAAACCACUUAUAUUACCUCAAAAGACUAGUGCAAGGAUGUCUAUGAAUUCUUCAAUGUCAAUACCAUCAUCAAGCUCAGCUACAUCGAUAUUAAAACUUUCUCAAAAUCCUAAAAAAAAGGUCAAUAUUGUUAUUCCUCAACCAUAUCAAGUGUCUUUUCAACCUCAAUCUAAAAAUAUUUUGACUUCAUCACCAAUUUUAUGUGCCUCGCCAGUGAAAUCAAAAACAAAAAAAUCUCCACGUAAAAAAAUACCUAUAAAAUUAUCUCGUAGGUCUGCUAAUAUGAAUGAUUUAAUGAUGAAUAAUAAUCAUAAUAAUAACAAUAACACUAUAUCGAUUAAUUCAGAGCCAAAAAAAUUCUCGAUAGCAACUCAAGUUGAUAAUUUAUCUCUACUAAGAAUAAAUGAAACUAUACCGAUAAAUCAUUUGAAUACAGUAUCAGCAAAUAUAAACGAUCAAAUUAAAGCUGAAGUUAUACCAACACCAGACGCAAAUGAAAUGGAAUCCCCUGCGCCAACUUUUGUUUUAUCGACAGGCAACAGCGCAGCUGCAAUAAAGUCUCAAAUGUUGGACGACGUUCCAGCGAAUAAAUAUUUAACAAUGUCGUGCGCGAGUAUAUGUAAUUCUUCAGAUAAUUCAUCGACAGAUUUAACAACAAUACCUAAAACUCAGAAUCUUGAAACGAAAUCACCAACAAAGGCAACCAAAUCAACAACAAAAUCGCCCACGAAACCUCAGCCAUCUAAGACUAAUAAGAAACUUUGUAAAAUUAAAGAGGAUCUAUCUCCACCUAAACUUACACCUGAAAAUAACAUAUUAUCACAAAAUCAAGAAGUCAUUAAAAAUCAAGAAUCUGCUGUGAAUUAUAAUUCAGGAAAGAUGAUUCCUGGACAUAUUAUGGACAUGAUAUAUCCAAAUAUUCCUGAUUUGAUGAAUCUGCAAGCAUUCAAUGACUAUUGGAGUACUCAAUCAUCACAUUGUGCAAUUUGUACAGCAUUUGCUUCAGGGAAAAAUAGUGGUAACCGACAAAUGCCACCAGAUUGGAAGUAUUGUAAACCUAAAGUUUUACCGGAGAGUUCAUCUAUUUGGGUUUCGUCAAUGCUUUUUGCUGCUAAAUCCAAAGAACACAUUACUGAACCUGAAAAUGGAAAACUUCUACAGUGUAGAGACUGUCAUGUAACCGUCCAUGCAUCUUGUUAUGGCAUAACAGUAUUACCUAAAAAUUCAGCUAAUUGGGCAUGUGAUAAGUGUAAAGGUGGUAUGAUAAAUGCAACUUGUUGUCUUUGUCCGAUGCGUGGAGGUGCAGUCAAACGGACAAGUGAUAGUCAAUGGGCUCAUAUUCUUUGUGCACUUCUAAUACCUGGUGUCACAUUUAAAGACUCUGUUCAUAAGGAUCCAAUCAACGUGUUAACCAUCAAAACAGUCACGCUUAGACCACAGUGUAGUUGUUGUGAACAAAAAGGGGGUAUUUGUUUGAGCUGUUAUGUUUGUGGUACACCUUUUCAUCCUUCGUGUGGUCUUGUCGCUGGAGCAACAUUUACUAUACCUGCUUACAACUCAAUAGAAUUUCAGGUCUGUUGUCAAGGACAUUUUAAUAAAACUGAAAAUUUUAUAACUGUACGACAAGGCGAGACUGUUUGGGCUAAACAUCGGAAUAAACGAUAUUAUAAAGCGACUGUGAAAUCUAUUGAUACUCAUUCUUUCUACAUGGUUACAUUCAGUGAUAAAAGUUUUAGUGAUGAUUUGUACCCAUCAGAUAUCACGAAUUUUGAUAAAAAUACACUACCUACUGUUGGUGAUGCAGUAAAAGUAAAAUGGACUGAUGGUGAAAUAUAUGAUGGAAUUUUUGAAGGAGUGAAUCCUCUUGCGAUGUACACUGUCGUUUUUGAAGAUGGUUCUCAACUUGUUGUGAAACGUAAUCAAAUAUAUAAUUUACAAGAAGAUUUGCCAAAAAGAGUACGAUCACGACUGUCUAUCGCAACUGAAAUGCGGCAUCGAUCUCAUCUUUAUGGCAAUGAAAGCAGUGAAUUAGCAAGUCAGCGGAAUGGAAAACAAAUAAAAUCAAGACGACGUAUAGAAUAGAAAGUAAAUUGAUCAAUUGAAUGAACUGAAAAAUGAACAAAAAUUUUAAUAUUAAUAUAUAAAAUUUAUUCAUUUUUGUAAAUAUCUGUAAUUUUUGCAUAUAUAAAUUUAUUGAAGAAUUGUGAGUUUUAUCGAUGUAAAAUAUUAAGCUUAAUAGAUUUAGUAUCCAAUUAAUAGAAGUUAAAUAAUUCCGAUUGUAAAAAAGUAAGCUUUUUUAGACAUAAAAAAAAAAUGAA
Molecule: messenger RNA, 6099 nt
Organism: Chelonus insularis
Lineage: Eukaryota; Metazoa; Arthropoda; Insecta; Hymenoptera; Braconidae
Exons: 8
Coding region: 914-5863 (1649 amino acids)
Biological process (GO): chromatin remodeling; regulation of gene expression
Cellular component (GO): chromatin; nucleus
Molecular function (GO): histone H3K9 demethylase activity
Source: RefSeq, a predicted model, not a curated record